This is a messenger RNA of Solea senegalensis (Senegalese sole), 993 nucleotides long. RefSeq names its product potassium voltage-gated channel subfamily H member 2-like. Lineage: Eukaryota; Metazoa; Chordata; Actinopteri; Pleuronectiformes; Soleidae. The transcript is spliced from 6 exons. The record is from RefSeq and is a predicted model, not a curated record. Bases 88 to 993 code for a protein of 301 amino acids.
UUUAAAUCUGAGCGUCGCCGUGCAGGACAGAGACACAGACAGAGACACAGACUGGACAGACCAAAGACAGGUCAGUGCUUCCUGUGUAUGGUGGAUGUGGUGCCAGUGAAGAACGAGGAUGGUGUGGUGAUCAUGUUCAUCCUCAACUUUGAGGUCAUGACAGAUCAGACGCUUCAAGAUUGCAACGAGGAGCUGAACCACCGCCUGCCCACCUGGCUCGUCACCGGUCGUCCGCGAGGCUUCAAGCUGCGUCUCCCUCUGCUGCGUUCCCUGUCCAACAGUAAAGCGUCUCUGGACGACGCUGAGGUCGGUCACAUCCCCACUGCCACACCCGUGACACAGCCAGACCAGCGCAGUCGCGAGUCCUUAGGCCUGGGCGAGUUCCUGCCCCUCCCCCACCCAGCACCAGACCACCAGGAGCACAUCAGUGGAAGCAGGUUAGCUCUCCAGAGCUGGCCAGAAGACCGGCAGGAGGACCAGCACACCCUGCUGGGCUCUGGACCUCCGCUGUCCUCUCCUCUACCUCCACACGGGUCUCACUUGGUCACCCAGUCCUCACCGUGUGUGGCACCCCAUCACCGCCUCAGCCUCAACCCCGACGCCUCGGGCUCCAACUGCUCCUUGUCGCGUAGUCGCUCGCGGGAAAGUUUCCACAGCAUGCGUCGAGCGUCUUCCGUGGACGAGAUCGAAGCCAUGAGGCCGGACUGGGACAGAAAGAACCGGAGAGCGAGCGUCCGGCCGGGCAGCGCCGGUGCAGUGAACAAUAAAUCCAACAUACUGAACUCCACGUCGGACUCGGACCUCAUGCGAUACCGAGCCAUCUCCAAAAUCCCCCAGAUCACCCUGAACUUUGUGGACUUCAAACCCGAUCCCCUCAUCGCGCUGCCCACUGGAGAGAUGGACAUCAUCGCUCCCUGCAAACUCAUCGACCGGACUCACCACGUCACAGAGAAGGUCACACAGUUUAACAUGGACGAGCUGGUGUUUGUGUGA